GUGGGUAAGUAGUAGUAGCUCCCGAAGCUUGAUGGUCAGCGAGAGUGUGAGAAAAGUUUUGAGGCAUUCACAGCGCAUAACCAGAGACUGAAUAAAAAGGGUCCGGAGCUCUCAACUUAGACCCUACUGUCCGUCUCGAGACCAUUAUCAUUCAGGUACCAGCUUGAUGACCUUGUUUUCCACAUUUCAGUGUUCUUGUUUCGACUGUAUGUGACCUUUUAUCUUAAUGGCCGAGCAAGGUCGUUUUCAGGAACUUCGCUGUUCCCCACCAUUAUAUUGAUGCUCAGGAAAACUAUUCUGAACUUUUGAACUUUUGAUAAUGUCGAUAUGCACAUUCUUUCUAACGCUAUAACUUCUAUAUGGUUGGAACUUUAACUUUCCCAACUGUCAUAACUACCAAUGGCUUCCACACAAGGGCUCGUUCCCAUUUCUCUCCCUCUUCCUUCCCACAUACUGUCUUCCCGCCAAAAUCAACUACCGACUAUUCAAAAACGAAGCCCUCAACUUCCUCCUCUUAUCAACACCACCGUCAAUAAGCAAUCCAAACCUAAGCCUGAAUUGCGGUCAGCAUUCUGGUGGAUUGAGACCCUCCGGUCACAUACCCGAUCAAAUCUCUUCCGAGAAGCGCUAUCUACAUACGUUGAAAUGACUACUGCGGGUAUUCCGCCUGAUAAUUUUGCUUUCCCAGCUGUCCUAAAGGCUUCUACCGGCCUCCAGGACUUGAAUUCUGGCAAGCAGCUUCAUGCUGCUGUCAUCAAACUCGGUUACCAGUCAUCCUCGGUGACUGUAGCCAACACCCUCCUGGACAUGUAUGGGAAAUGUGGACAUAUAGGUGAUGUACUCCAAUUGUUUGAUAGGAUUUCUCAGAGAGAUCAAGUGUCUUGGAAUUCAAUGAUUGCUGCAUUGUGUCGCUUUGAGGAGUGGAACAUGGCACUAGAGGCCUUCCGACUUAUGCUUUUGGAAAAUAUGCAGCCAAGCUCGUUUACUUUGGUUAGUAUCGCACUUGCCUGUUCCCAUCUUAUCAGGCGGUAUGGCUUGCGCUUGGGAAAAGAAGUUCAUGGGCAUAGUUUGCGAAGGGGUGAUGGGAAGACAUUUACAAAUAAUGCAUUGAUGGCAAUGUAUGCUAAAUUGGGUAGGGUGAACGACUCAAAAGCAUUGUUUGAAUGUUUUGAGAAUCGUGAUAUGGUUUCAUGGAACACCAUAAUUAGCUCAUUUGCACAAAAUGAUCGGUUUGGGGAGGCAUUAGCCAUUUUUUAUCGUAUGGUUCAUGAAGGGAUUAAACCUGAUGGGGUCACCAUUGCCAGUGUUCUCCCUGCUUGCUCCCACCUGGAGAUGUUGGACAUUGGGAGGGAAAUUCAUGCAUAUGCCUUGAAAAAUGAUGAUCUCAUUGAGAACUCUUUUGUGGGUAGUGCACUAGUUGAUAUGUACUGCAACUGUGGGCAGAUUGAAAGUGGUCGUCGUGUUUUUGAUGGGAUCUCAGAGCGAAGAAUUGGGCUUUGGAAUGCUAUGAUUGCUGGUUAUGCACAGAGUGAACUCGAUGAGGAAGCACUGAAGCUUUUUGUUGAGAUGGAAGUGGUUGCUGGGCUCUACCCAAACCCAACAACAAUAGCCAGUAUAUUACCAGCUUGUGUCCGUUGUGGAGCAUUCUCUUGCAAAGAAGGUAUACAUGGGUACGUGGUGAAGCGGGGUUUUGAGAGGGACAGAUAUGUGCAAAAUGCCCUUAUGGAUAUGUACUCUAGGAUGGGGAAAUUUGAAGUUUCAAGGAAGAUUUUUGAGAGCAUGGACGUUAAAGAUAUAGUUUCUUGGAACACCAUGAUCACGGGUUAUGUUAUUAACAAUCUGCAUGAUGAUGCACUUCUUCUGCUACAGGAGAUGCAAAGAGUCACAAAAGAAAAAGAUUUGGAUGAUGAUGUUUAUGAGGACGAAGAAAGUUUUUCAUAUAGACCAAAUUCUAUAACACUCAUUACAGUUCUUCCUGGAUGUGCAGCCCUAGCAGCAUUAGCAAAAGGGAAAGAGAUCCAUGCUUAUGCCAUUAGAAAUGCCUUGGUAUCAGAUGUUGCUGUAGGAAGUGCACUAGUUGAUAUGUAUGCAAAAUGUGGUUGCUUGAGCUUAUCAAGAAGAGUGUUUGAUGAGAUACCCAAACGCAAUGUCAUCACUUGGAAUGUUAUCAUAAUGGCUUAUGGGAUGCAUGGACGAGGGGAGGAAGCACUGAAAUUAUUCAAAACUAUGGUGGCUGAAGGAGCCUCGGGAGGGGAUGUGGAACCCAAUGAGGUCACAUUUAUUGCAAUAUUUGCUUCCUGCAGUCACUCUGGGAUGGUCAAUGAAGGCUUAGAAUUGUUUAGGAGAAUGAAGGAUGACCAUGGUGUUGCACCCACACCAGAUCACUAUGCUUGCAUUGUUGACUUGCUUGGUCGGGCUGGCCAAUUAGAGGAAGCGUAUCAACUAGUUACAGCUAUGCCUCCUGGUUCCGACCAGGCAGGUGCCUGGAGUAGCCUGCUUGGGGCAUGCCGGAUACAUCAAAACAUAAAGCUUGGUGAGAUUGCAGCUGAGAGUUUGCUUAGGUUGGAGCCUAAUGUGGCCAGCCACUAUGUUCUGCUCUCAAAUAUUUACUCAUCUGCUGGGCUAUGGGACAAGGCAAUGGAGGUAAGGAAGAAUAUGAAAGAAAUGGGUGUUAGGAAAGAACCUGGGUGCAGUUGGAUUGAGCUUGGUAAUGAACUUCAUAAAUUCUUGUCUGGGGAUAUAUUACACCCACAAAGUGCUCAGCUCCACGCUUUUCUUGAGGAGUUAUCAGAACGGUUGAGGAAGGAAGGAUAUGUGCCUGACACUUCAUGUGUUCUUCACAAUGUAGAUGAGGAGGAGAAAGAAUAUCUUCUUUGUGGACACAGUGAGAGGUUGGCUAUAGCAUUUGGUAUCCUAAAUACCCCUCCUGGAACUACCAUUCGAGUCACCAAGAACCUUAGAGUUUGUAAUGACUGCCAUGUGGCAACUAAGUUCAUCUCAAAGAUCGUGGAGAGAGAGAUCAUUGUAAGGGAUGUAAGGAGAUUCCACCAUUUUAGGGAAGGGUUUUGUUCUUGUGGAGAUUAUUGUUUGGAGGAUUCUCUUAUGUAGAAGAUGCAGAUUUCUACCCGCCUGAUAAGGUCUCUGUCUCUUCCUUCUCCUGUUUCAACCCCACUUCAAGAAAUUGUCAGCAGC
This is a messenger RNA of Nelumbo nucifera (sacred lotus), 3192 nucleotides long. RefSeq names its product Tetratricopeptide repeat (TPR)-like superfamily protein (gene OTP84). Gene Ontology annotation, molecular function: RNA binding; zinc ion binding; protein binding. Gene Ontology annotation, biological process: RNA modification. NCBI's taxonomy places the organism in Eukaryota, Viridiplantae, Streptophyta, Magnoliopsida, Proteales, Nelumbonaceae. The record is from RefSeq and is a predicted model, not a curated record. Gene Ontology annotation, cellular component: intracellular membrane-bounded organelle.